AUGAGUGAUAAAGAACUCAAAAAGACAAUGAAAUCAUUGUGUAUUUUUUGGGAUAAGGAUCUUAAUGUGUUUAAGCCAAAACAAGCACCUAGAAGAUCAAAGAUGAUCGAAAUGAUUACACAAAGAAGAGAUGAUAUUGAAACCUACCAAGAGAAUAUGAAGAAUGAUUUACUUUUAAACUAUGCUAAUAUGACAGGUACUCAUCUACCAAUGUUAAUUAUCACCAAUAUUAUUAGAUAUGCAUGGGAGAUGCAUACAAAGACAGGUCGGUACAAGUAUAGAGCGUGCAGACCAUUUAAAUACAACCUACUUGAAGGUCGGUACAGAUGGCCAUUGUCACUUGGGUUGGUAUGCAAACAAUUCUUUCAUCUUGUCAAAUCAUCUCUGUUUAGUCGUAUCAUGAUUGACCCAGAACCACUCAAACAUACUGACGGACGAUUUAAAGACAACCAAGCCAGAGCAGAUUCAUCGGAUGAAGUGUCAAGACACCUUGAUAACAUUGCAUGUGUCGCACAGCAAGCAACCGAUGUUGCAGUACCGUCUUCUCUAUUGAUUGGUAUUGCAUUGGAGCCAUCAAUAGGUUCCAUUCUGUUUUUUAGAGGUAUUAGAAAGUUGCGUCUAUUCUAUAUGACACAUUGCUACGCUGAUGACCUUGCAACAAAAUACACAUCACUCUCGAAAUUGCAUGUGACUGGUGAAUGUCGUAUGACACUUGCAACUAUGGUAAACAAUGUAACUUAUAUAGCAGGUGAAUUAACUUUAAUCAAUCAAGAUAUUACUAUAUUGAAACCCGAAAGCUACAAUAAUUAUAAUAAUCAUAAGUUUUAUUUUAAUAAUAAUGAUAGUAAUAAUAACAUAAAUAUUAUUGACGAUGGUAAUGAUGGUAAUGAUGGUGAAAGCGAAAGCGAUAGUGAUAGUGAUAAUAAUAAUAAUAAUAAUCAAAAUAGGAAAAAAAAAUUAUAUUAUAUUAGAUUUCCGGAACCUUAUAGUAAUAAUAAUAAUGAUACAGAUGACGAUGAUGAUAAUAAUAACGAAAACAAUAAUAUAGAUAGUAAUAAUAUAGAUAGCAAAAAUAAUAAUAAUAAUAAUCAAGAUAAAGAAAUUAAAAGUACUACUACUACUACUACUACUAGUCGACCAAUAGGUAUGGUGAAAGGAAUCAAAACAAUAAUAUUACGCACUUAUUUCUACGAAAGACGUUACAACCAUAAACAUAAUCUAUCGCAAGCAGGUCUUUCCUACAAACCUACAAGCCAGCGAUUCAAAAUGGACGGUUCUAGAAACCAAGUCAAAACUAUCUGUCUUGUAAUUUUUGAAGAGCAUACAAAUAACCGUGGAUCUUAUCUUAAUUAUGCAGCAUUAUUGUUGUCAUGUCAAUUUGAAAGAGUCAUUUCAUAUUCUGGGUCAGGUGGAUAUACAGGUCAAGGAUCUGGAUCUGGAUCAUCAGGAUCAUCAUCGGGAGGAAAUAGUGGAACAUCAGGUUGUAUCACAUAUACUGGUGGAUACAUGAGUUGUGACGAUGCUAGUUAUUCUUUAGAGAGUAGUGAAUCUGCUCCAACCUAUGACUCUUCUGAUGCAAUUCUAGAUCCUGCUGAUUUCUUGAUUGGUGUCGCUGCUGGUGUUAUUGAUCAAGUUGUAAACAAAACGGUUGAAUCAUGUUUUAAUGAUUUAGAUGCAACUAUUUCAAAGUUUAAGAGUGGAUUAACAUUGAUUGACCAAGGGUUUAGUCAAAAUAAAGUAAAGGACAUUGAAGGUGGUAUCGCCGAUUUCGUACUUGGUGUCAACGACGUAAAGAAUGCCUACAAAGCAUGUAACGUAGUAUCGGUGUACAAGAGUAUCGAAGGUAUCAUUGCACUAUUUGGUGAAGGUUGGGUCGGUGCUUUUGAAUUAAUUGUCAAAGAAGGAAUUAAGAUUGUUCAUAACAAGGUCGAACUCAAUAAUCUAUUUCAAAAUGCUAUUGCCUAUUGGAAAGAAGAAUCAUACUAUCAUGCUGGUUUCUAUGUUGGUAGAGUUAUUGGUGGACUGAUUCCUGAUCUCAUUCAAUCCGUCGCCAAGUUUGUCAUCGACAAAGAACAAGAAAGUGAUGCCAAGAUAGUGCCAAUGGAUAGAGACGACCAAUAUUUUGAUCAAGAUGACCAAGACGAACCAGACAACAUUAUCAAAUACUUUGAUACUCUUUAUCACCUAUCAACCAAACAAUCUCGUUGGUUUAUUUUCAUGUAUACUUUGUAUUUCGAUAGUGAUGAAGCAGAAUCAACUGGUGCUCAAAACAAAUCACCACCAGACAUACCUCACAUUUUCAAAGUACGAGUCAAGGAAGAUCAAAUGGUAGAGUUUGUUGAAAUGUUACAUAAAACAUUUGGAUGGGAUUUUAUAAUGAACUUUGGUAAAUUACAACAUGUUCAAGUGGCACAUUCAUUGGGAUUGGUAGACACUGCUGACCCCGAGAUUACCUUUAGUCCAACUCAUAAAGACCCGUCAGAUUCCAUGGCCAUUGCUCAAUUCCUCCAUGACAAUAACAUCCAUCCAUUUCAAUUGGAUAGAAUGAAAUGUUACGAUCCAGACAACCACGUCAUUUUCCCGUUCCUCUUUAAACACUAUCCCCAUUUAUUCACUGAAAAUAGUAAUCGCGUUAUUCUCAAUUUUAUGACAAAUUUCGAUCAAUAUCAUCUUGCUCAUAUGCUCACCGUCCCCUCCCCUCCUCCUCCUCCACCAGAAGAACAACCAUUUCAACCAGUUCAACCAGUUACAACAACCAUUCAACAACAACUAUUUCUUCGUCGUCAAAGUUAUUAUAUUCGAGAUGGUACAGGUAUCAAUGCCAGUCAUAUUGACAUAUUCCUAAAGUUCCCCUCCAUCACCUACUAUUACAACAAACAAGCCGGUCGAGAGGGUUUUGAAUUAAUGAAAAAAUACUACGAGGAAUGUGAAAUGAAUGAUAGUACCAUUUCACUCUACAAAGAUCAACUACGAAUCUCUAGUGAAGGCAAUCAAAUCGAGAUUGUCAACUAUCUAUUAAACCAACAAAAGAAAUUCAAACCAGACUCUGAAACACUUGUCAACAGUCUUUCGGCAGCUCAUAAUGGUCAAUUCAAACAACUAUACAAAUUAAUUAAAAAGUAUAUUAAACAAGAAAAGGAAAAGGAAAAGGAAAAGGAUGAGGAGAAUACACGAGUAUUAUUACAAUUCAACAUGUCAACUUGGAGAGAAAUUGGAUCAAGAGGUGAUAUUAAAAUGUUUGAUAAAUUUAUGGCCAAACAUAAACCAUUGGAAAAGUUUGAACAUCUUGUUAGUGAAGCCAUCACUUUUAAUCAACUAGCAUUUAUUCAACACGUUGCCAACAAAUACCCACAAUCGAUGGAUCCAAUUCGUGACAAUUGGAUCUCUGCCACUGCUUCAAGUAAUCAGAUAUCAAUGUUGAAAUUCUUUUUAGAUCUAGAGUAUCAAUUGAAUGACCCUGAAUCUAUUAAAGAAUGCAUUCAAACAGCUCUACACGCCAAAACAAAUGGUAGUCAAUUACUUAAAAUGAUUUUAGAUCUAGAUUAUUUUGACUCCUCUCCCCAAAUGCUUGUCAAAGAAGUAUUUCCUCUUUUAACUCAACCUAAAAGUUUACCACUUAUCACCUAUCUCGUUCAUCAUGGGUAUAUCAACAAUGACACUCAACUAGAUUCAAAAACUCCUAUUCCAUUUUUAAAAGAAUUAUUAGAUAAAAAAAGAAAAGAUUUUGAUAAUAUUAAUAAUAAUAAUAAUAUUGAAAUGGAAAAGAAAUCAAAAUUAAUAUAA
Molecule: messenger RNA, 3783 nt
Organism: Cavenderia fasciculata
Lineage: Eukaryota; Evosea; Eumycetozoa; Acytosteliales; Cavenderiaceae
Exons: 9
Coding region: 1-3783 (1260 amino acids)
Source: RefSeq, a predicted model, not a curated record